Hipposideros armiger (great roundleaf bat) is the source of this 2572-nucleotide messenger RNA. Its product is annotated as glycogen phosphorylase, brain form-like. Gene Ontology annotation, cellular component: cytoplasm. The record is from RefSeq and is a predicted model, not a curated record. The coding region runs from base 153 to 1988 and encodes 611 amino acids. The transcript has 11 exons. Gene Ontology annotation, molecular function: glycogen phosphorylase activity; pyridoxal phosphate binding. Lineage: Eukaryota; Metazoa; Chordata; Mammalia; Chiroptera; Hipposideridae. Gene Ontology annotation, biological process: glycogen catabolic process.
GUCCUCCCCCCGGCGCAGGGCGCAGGGCGCAGGCGCGGCCCCGGCCACCCGGCGGAGCCGCAGUGCCCAGCGCCCCAGCUGCCGCAGCAUCUUCGGUGUUCGCGUCUCUUAUCGUCUCUCUUUUUCCUCGUCCUCCUGCUCGGGCCGGCGCGAUGGCGAAGCCGCUGAAGGACAGCGAGAAACGGAAGCAGAUAAGCGUGCGCGGGAUCGCGGGGCUGGGCGACGUGUCCGAGGUCCGGAAGAGCUUCAACCGGCACCUGCACUUCACGCUGGUCAAGGACCGCAACGUGGCCACGCCUCGCGACUACUUCUUCGCGCUGGCGCACACGGUGCGCGACCACCUGGUGGGCCGCUGGAUCCGCACGCAGCAGCACUACUACGAGCGCGACCCUAAGCGCAUCUAUUAUCUUUCCCUGGAGUUCUACAUGGGCCGUACACUGCAGAACACGAUGGUGAACCUGGGCCUUCAGAAUGCUUGUGAUGAAGCCAUCUAUCAGCUUGGAUUGGAGGUAGACUGUAUCAGGGUUUGGGAGGCCCUUGCCGGAGUGAGAAAAAGUUCUUUGUGUUUGGAAUUUUCAGCCUGCUUCCUUGACUCGAUGGCUACCUUAGGCCUGGCAGCAUAUGGCUAUGGAAUACGCUAUGAGUUUGGGAUUUUUAAUCAGAAGAUUGUCAAUGGCUGGCAGGUAGAGGAAGCUGACGACUGGCUGCGCUAUGGCAACCCCUGGGAGAAGGCCCGGCCCGAGUACAUGCUUCCUGUGCACUUCUAUGGGAGAGUGGAGCACACCCCCGAGGGGGUGAGGUGGCUGGACACGCAGGUGGUGCUGGCCAUGCCAUACGACACCCCAGUGCCAGGCUACAAGAACAACACUGUCAACACCAUGAGGCUGUGGUCUGCCAAGGCACCCAAUGACUUCAAGCUCCAUGACUUUAACGUGGGUGGCUACAUCGAGGCAGUCCUGGACAGGAAUCUGGCCGAGAACAUCUCCAGAGUUCUGUACCCCAAUGACAACUUCUUUGAGGGAAAGGAGCUCCGCCUGAAGCAGGAGUACUUCGUGGUGGCCGCCACCCUGCAGGACAUUGUUCGUCGAUUUAAAUCCUCCAAGUUUGGCUGCCGGGAUCCAGUGAGAACCUGUUUUGAGACGUUCCCAGACAAGGUUGCCAUCCAGCUGAAUGACACCCACCCGGCUCUUGCCAUCCCUGAACUCAUAAGGAUCCUGGUGGAUGUGGAGAAAGUAGACUGGGACAAGGUGAGCACUGAGGACAAGGGCACGGGUGUGGAAGGAGGGGCUCUCAGAGGUGUGUCCAGGGUCCUUGAGUGCAGGUCUGGGGUGCAGCAGCCUUGGGAUUUUCUUAAAGGAAACAGACCUUCCCACAGGGAGCCCCUGGGUCACCGUGGGACCUCCUGUCCUCCUGCUCACAGCUCUCUGUCUCGGCAACAGCAUGUGGCCACCCUGUUCCCGGGGGAUGUGGACCGCCUAAGAAGGAUGUCUGUGAUUGAAGAAGGGGACUGCAAGCGGAUUAACAUGGCCCACCUGUGUGUGAUAGGGUCCCAUGCUGUCAACGGUGUGGCGAGGAUCCACUCGGAGAUUGUGAAGCAGUCAGUGGCUCAUGCUCUGAGUAGUUGGUGGCUAACAUGCCUUCUUGUGCUCCCUGCCCCGCCCCCUCCAGUGAUCCCCGCCGCUGACCUCUCACAGCAGAUCUCCACUGCGGGCACUGAGGCCUCCGGCACAGGCAACAUGAAAUUCAUGCUCAACGGGGCCCUCACCAUUGGCACCAUGGAUGGUGCCAAUGUGGAGAUGGCCGAGGAAGCCGGAGCAGAGAACCUCUUCAUUUUUGGCCUGCGGGUAGAAGACAUUGAGGCCCUGGACAAGAAAGGGUGUGUGUCUCUCCAUGUGCCAUUGAGGGUAUGGCAGCAUCUUGGGCGCUGCCCAGAGGCCUGUGGAGGGCCACGAAGGGCUCUCUGGCCAGGCCCCUGCUUGCCAGGGUGAAUGCUUGCCCAGAGAGGGGGUGUGUGGCUGCCGGCAUGCUGGCCUUGUCUGCCCACUUCCAGAGCACCAAGCAUGCUGUCCAGGGAGGCUUGUUUUGGGCAGGAGCUGGCUGCUCUGUGCUUCUUCUCCAUGGCCCAGUCUGAGGGGUCCAGACCAAGUGUUUCCAAAAGGGUGGAAGGCCCUGGUCUCUGUUGGGGGAGCCCUCACGGACAGGGCCCUGAUCACUCUUGACCUAUUUGGGGAUUUGGGGCUGACCCACUGCCAAGAUUCCCUAGCCUAGUUUUUUAAAUUAACCCUUUUGUCUAGGAAUAGUUUUAGAUUUAUAGAAAAAUUGCAAAGACAGUAGAGAGAGUUCCACAUACCCUUCCAAUUUCACCUGUUGCUUACAUUUUACUAAUUAGCGUGGAACAUUGUCAAAAUUAAUUAACCAAUAGUGGCAUGUUGUUACUUAUUAAAGUCCAUACUUUAUUUUACCAUUUGCCAUGAAUGUCCUGUCAUUUUCUGUCCCAGUAUCCCAUCCAAGGCACCUUCUCUGGUCUGACAGUUGUUCAGCCUUUCCUCGUUUUUCAUGCCCUUGGACACUC